This is a messenger RNA of Sorghum bicolor (sorghum), 3910 nucleotides long. Its product is annotated as MMS19 nucleotide excision repair protein homolog. The coding region runs from base 239 to 3622 and encodes 1127 amino acids. NCBI's taxonomy places the organism in Eukaryota, Viridiplantae, Streptophyta, Magnoliopsida, Poales, Poaceae. Gene Ontology annotation, biological process: iron-sulfur cluster assembly. Gene Ontology annotation, cellular component: cytosolic [4Fe-4S] assembly targeting complex. The transcript is spliced from 20 exons. The record is from RefSeq and is a predicted model, not a curated record.
CAAAGAAAAACCGGGAAAACACGCCGGCUCCGCCUCACUCGCGCCCGGCGCCCGCCCCUCCGUCGCCGCCUGCCGCCGCCUGCCGCCGUCCUUCCGACCGCCACACUUCCUCCGCUUCACGCGCUCCUGCAGAAAGCCUCUCCAAGGGCCAAGGUGGCAAGGCCCUUCCUAUCCACGCAACACCAGAGCAGCAGAACCCUAGAUAAACCCUCUCGGGGGCUAAGCUCCGGCGGCGGCGAUGGUGAGGGUCCCUCCCGGCGAGUGGGUCCCCCACGUCGAGGCCUACGUCGACGUCUCCCGCCCCGCCGCGCAACACUCUGCAAGCGUGGAUGCGCUUGCUGCCCUGGUGAACAAGGACAACUUGACCCUCUUCGAUUUGGUAUCCAAGAUGGAUAUGUAUUUGACGACAACAGACCACAUUGUCAGAUCAAGAGGAAUACUGCUUCUGGGGGAAAUAUUGUCUCGAAUUUCAUUUAAAUGUUUAGAUGUCAAUACAAUUACAACAUUGUCAGACUUCUUUAUAUCAAGAUUGUCAGAUUGGCAAGCAAUACGAGGAGCCCUUGUUGGUUGCCUGGCUCUAUUGCAUAGGAAACAAGGUGUUGGUUGUAUCGUGAUUGCUGAUGUCAAAAGACUAGUUGAGUCUUUCUUACAGAAUGUUCCAGUGCAGUCACUUGCAGCUGCUGACCGCAAGCUGUGCUUUGAAAUUCUGAGCUGCAUACUGGAUCGGUACCCAGAAGCUGUAAAACAAAUGGAUGGUGAACAGCUGUAUGGGAUCUGUGAAGCAAUUGAUGAAGAAAAGGAUCCAGAGUGCUUGAUGCUUUCUUUUCAUGUAGUGGAAGUUGUCAUGAAGCUGUUUCCAGAUUCAUCUGGUUUGGCAGCACAGUUUGCAGGGGAUGUUUUUGAGAUUCUGAGCAAGUAUUUUCCUGUCUACUUCACACAUGGAGUGGGUAAUGGUUUGGAUGCUACACGGGAAGACCUCUCUAGAGCAUUGAUGCAUGCUUUUUGUUCAACUCAAUAUUUUGAGCCUUUUGUCAUCCCUUUGCUUCUUGAUAAGCUUUCUUCUUCUCUUCCAUUGGCAAAGAUUGAUUCUUUAAAAUAUUUGGACAAUUGCAUUCGCUUCUAUGGAGCUGAUAGAAUGGUUAGACAUGCAUCAGCUGUUUGGUACAAGUUGAAAGAAGUGAUUUUUGACCUUUCUUCAGAUCAGUUGCUAAUAUCAGAGGCUGUGAAUUGUUUGAAGACUGCUAUUAUGUAUACUGAUUCUUCAGAUAAAGAUCUUUUUAUUAAUUUGAUCUUGUUGGAUGAGGAUAUUGUGAACAAGAUUCGCUCUGUAUCAAGUGUGGAGAAGUCCAUAUUGAGUUCAUCAGAGGACCUGGCCCAACUGCAUGCACUUGGAAGUGUUAUUUCUAUUCUUGCUGAAUCAUCUACAUAUUUCUGUACUAGAGUUCUUCAAGAGCACUUUGUUCACUUGGUAGAUAUUGUGGGAACCAAAGCUGACUAUGAAUCUCAGCAGUUGAAUAAUUGUAAUGGAUCAUCUUCUGCUCCCGUCAACUAUGGAGCACUCUAUUUAUCUGUUCAAUUGCUUUCAUCCUGUAGAGAAGUGGCUUAUAAAGAUUGUUCUUCGGUUAAAUUAGCAAAGGAAUCCUGGUGGCUUAUCUUAGAGAAAAAGCUGGAGCAGUUGAUCCAUCUACUUCGAUCCUUUUUUACUGUAACUUCUCGGUCUAUGCAGCCACUGUUUAGACAAGAAUAUGUCUCUUGUGCUGUGAAGGGCUUGCUAACACUAGCAACAUUCCCAGAACAGUGCUCGCCUCUGCCAGCAAAUGCUUAUGAGGAUAUUCUGCUUAUGUUUACGUCAAUAGUUAUAAACAAGUUUGAAAAUGUAGAUCUGUGGAGAUUGUCAUUGAAAGCAUUGACCAGCAUUGGUUCAUCUAUUGCCGAGUUCCAUGCUUCUGAAAGGGAAGUGGUUUACUACAGAACGGUUGUUGACAAGAUUGUUCCUUUGGUUGAAUCUUAUGAUACUUCAAUGCCUCUGAGUCUAAGACUCGAAGCAAGUUAUGAAGUUGGAACUGCUGGGUUGAACUAUAUGUUAAGAGUUGCGAAAUCACUUGAAGUCGCUGUUGUCACGAAUAUUUCUGAAUCUGAGGCUAAUGGAAGAAUGGAAUGUGCUGAACAUGUGGCCCGUUUAUUUGAGUGCUACUCUAGCCAGGUCCUUCCUUGGUUAUUAACUUCUGGUGGUGUCAAUGAACUUGCAUUGAGCUUCGCUCUGCGUCUAUUGGAUGAGACUAAGGAUUUGACUGUGUUAGAUAGAAUCAGCUCACAGGGUCUCCUUGACUCACUAAUGACUGGGAUGAAGCUUUUAGUUGGAGUAUGUACAGAGGAGCAACAAUCACUUAUCGUUCAGAAAGCAUAUAGCAUAAUAUCUUCAAUGCUCUCACUCCCAAUGAAAUUGAUGACAGGCCGUCUUUUGGCUGUAGAUGAGUUAGUUCCUUCACAUUCUGUUCCGGAAACCGCUCUCAUCAGCAUGUUUUCGUCGAUUAUAGUAGGCCUUCGGCCUCAAACACCUGUACCAGAUAUGAUGGUGAUGAUUAACCUCUUUACUGUCUUUCUACUAAAUGGGAAAAUCCCAGCUGCUUAUGCAUUAGCUUCUAUUUUCAAUAAAUAUCUACACAGUCCAGAGUUUUCACGCGAGAAUCAGCUGGAUAAAAUACUUGAUGAUAUUCUUGAGAGGUGUUUCUCAACUGUAUUAGCCAACAGCUCCUCAAAGAUAUCCCACUCUUCUGCUGGCACUUCAGAUGAUGUUGAUUCCUCAGAUGUCUUCUCUGGAAACAAGCUUUCUAAGAUUAAUAUCUUGUCUAGUUUGGCUUGGAUUGGCAAAGGAUUACUUAUGAGAGGAGAUGAGAAGGUGAAGGACAUUUCAAUGUUUCUUCUUAAGAUUCUAUGCUCAGAUGAGAUUUUGGCUAGUAUUCCAUUCCAUCAGGAAGAACCUUAUAGCGGCAAUUCAUCAGAUACUUCUCUUGCAAUAUCUGCAGCUAGUGCAUUCCAUGUGAUGAUGAGUGAUUCAGAAAUGUGUCUAAAUAAAAAAUUUCAUGCAAGAAUAAAACCAUUAUACAAGCAGCGUUUCUUCUCAAUACUGAUGCCGAUCUUCCUCUCUAAAAUUAAAGAAACAACUGCAGUCACGACAAAAUUGGCAGUAUACCGAGCUUUUGGGCAUAUCAUUUCCAAUGCUCCAGUACCAGCAGUUAUAACAGAAGCACACCAGAUUUUACUUGUGAUGGUUGAUAGCUUAGCUAAAUUAAGUUUGGACAUUGAGGACAAGGAUCUGGUGUACAGUUUGUUACUUGUCUUCUCUGGAAUGUUGAUGGAUGAAAAGGGCAAAGAAUGCAUUCUGGACAAUAUCCAAAUCACAAUCAGUGUUCUUACCGAACUUGUUUCCUACCCUCACAUGAUGGUUGUGCGGGAGACAGCAUUACAAUGUUUAGUGGCCUUUUCUACGUUACCUCACUCAAAAAUUUAUCCUAUGCGGCGUAAGGUUGUACAAGCAGCAAUCAAGGCUCUCGAUGAUAAGAAAAGAGCUGUUCGUCAAGCGGCUGUUAGAUGUCGGCAAACAUGGCAAUCCUUUGCUUAAGGGAGUCUCGUUCCCAGUAGUGGUCACACGUAGUUGGGGGGCAGCACGUUGCUUACUGGGUGACCCUGCUGGGAGUCAACGAGUAUACAUGAUUGGUAUGCAUGCUCCAAUCUUUAUGGUUGUCCUGAUCGGGGAUGUUUGGGUUCUGCAGGCGGAGAAUGCCGGGAGGGACCUGGCCACGGGUUUUCUAUUCUAGCCGUUUUUUAUGGUUUCCCAUUGGUUCACAACUCUUCUACUCUUGGCACGCAACCGUUUACAGCUUGUUAUAAUAUUAUUACGUGGUUUCGA